This is a messenger RNA of Aphanomyces invadans, 234 nucleotides long. RefSeq lists its product as hypothetical. NCBI's taxonomy places the organism in Eukaryota, Oomycota, Saprolegniomycetes, Saprolegniales, Verrucalvaceae. The coding region runs from base 1 to 234 and encodes 77 amino acids. The transcript has 2 exons. The record is from RefSeq and is a predicted model, not a curated record.
AUGGCGGUCUGGGUGUACAAAUACUUCGCCAAGUCGGUCGAAAAACGAUCACCGGACCGGCAAACUAGCUUGCCACUGGCAUGGACCGUAUCGGAUUGCCCGAAAGAUGGGGCCGAACACAUGGUGACGGUCAAUGUAGACUGGCUCAAACCCUUUCGCAGCUAUUACUCUCGUCCGUUCAACGACGAUAUUCCGGAGGACGACUCCCCGAUCGACGAGCUUACGGCCGAUUGA